AUGAAGGAUCACGACCAAGGCGGCGACUUCUUGAUGAAGGCGUUCUCACAACUCGAGUCGGAUUUGAAGAAGCUUUCCCCACAGGGCAUCAUAGAGCUGCUUCUGGGCAUGGUUCAUCGUGAUCCAGGCAUGAUGACUGCGCUCUCCAAGUAUCUCUCAGCUUAUUCGAUGACCAACUUUGAGCGAUCGCAUCCCUUGCGGCAGAUCUUUGCCUGCUUAUAUGAGGUUCAGCAGAAACAUGGCCCACAGACACUUUCGGAACUGCUCUGGGGAAGCAUAACCACUAUUGCCGAGGAAUUGGAAGCUAUUUAUGGGCGCAAGCAUCCUUAUGUGGCUCGAACAUGGGUCGAUCUGGCUACGUUUUAUAACCACGUCAGUCAAGAGCGAUUGGAGAAACUGGUGGGAGAACUCCGACUUUUGCAGCGGCAAAUGGAGCAGCAACUUGGCCCCGAAAGUGCCGAUGUUCUUGUAUUGCGCUAUACAAUCAUCCAGUUGAUGUUCGCCGCACGUCCUCAAUCCGACGCGACGAAACAAGCGACCAUCGACUUCUGGCAUCAUAUGAGAGGGAUGGGGCUUCUCUUCCCUGUCCGCAGCCAGCAACCAAACGUUUUCUGCUACCACAGUCCUGUGAAGGUAGAUCCGUGGACCAAGCGAUGUCGGCGUCGGUACGAGUCUGGUGUUGCGUUUCUCGAGGAACAUGUUGGUGUUCGUAUUAUCGUAUACUUUGAAGAAGAUUUCCACACAACGGAGCACGCACCGGAGCAUAUGCCGUCAAUGAACCAACAACGCCAAUAUCAACAACACCAACAUCAGCACCGACAGUCGCAGCAACAGCAGCAACGCCCACAACAAUUGCAGGCACAAGAUUCGUGGGCGGCUGCAAUGGAGCAGCACAUGUCAAGCACGAAAUAUUCGUUCCUCUGA
This is a messenger RNA of Fusarium graminearum PH-1, 924 nucleotides long. RefSeq lists its product as uncharacterized. The record is from RefSeq and is a predicted model, not a curated record. The transcript has a single exon. Lineage: Eukaryota; Fungi; Ascomycota; Sordariomycetes; Hypocreales; Nectriaceae. Bases 1 to 924 code for a protein of 307 amino acids.